CACAGACAGACAUCUGAGACAUCUCUACUUGGUCUGUGUCACAGACUAAUAAGAGAUACUAUUUUUGUAAUUUGUUUUCCUCUCCCGACCAAAACGAAUUAAUAUAAGUAACUUAUAGGAAUUCGAAUCACAAUGGACGAUAUAGUAUUUAUCGGUGACUGGAUUAAGGACAGAGUUUUGGGAUCGGGAAGUUUUGGUACAGUUGUAUUGUGGAAACAUAAAAACACUGACGAAAGGCUCGCGAUAAAAACGUGCAAAUGGGGCGAUGAGCUCACCGCGAAACACAAAGAGCGAUGGAGCAAGGAAGUGGAAAUGCUGCAGAAUUGUAACAAUCCGAAUAUUGUGGGCACGAGAGAGUUGCCGGCGGAAUUCGAGGCUGGGCUGGCGCCCGCGAACCCGUCACGGCUCCCCAUUCUGUGCAUGGAGUACUGCAGUGGCGGCGACCUGCGGCAGCUGCUCAACAAGCCGGACUGCAGCGCCGGCCUGCAGGAGCCGCAGGUGCGCCAGAUCCUCAGUGACGUGUGCAACGCCAUGCAGUUCCUACACAUGCACAAGAUCACGCACCGCGACCUCAAGCCGGAGAACAUCGUCCUGCACGUAGACAACGCGCCACCGCUUCCGACGCACACACCGAGGAAAGUCAUCUACAAACUUAUUGAUCUUGGUUAUGCAAAAGAAAUUGACUCCAACUCGGUGUGUGCCAGCUUUGUUGGCACUCUACAGUAUUUAGCUCCAGAAAUCCUCUACAGCAAGACCUACAGCAACUCUGUGGAUUACUGGUCACUAGGACUGCUUGCAUUUGAAAUCAUUUGUGGUACUAGACCAUUCCUACCUUUUAUGGCCCCUGUACAAUGGAUGCCAUUUGUUAAAAAAAAGGCACAUGACAAUAUCUGUGUCUAUGAAACAUUCCAUGGAGAUAUUGAAUAUUCAAAUGAAAUCUUUCCUGAAAAUCACAUAUCAAAAGCUUUCAAAGUUUUGAUAGAAAAAUGGCUAAGAGUAGCAUUGGAGUGGGAACCCAAAUUAAGAGGAAGAGAUACUCCAUCUAAAGUAACAUUUAACAUACCAGCUGGAGACAAAGGGUCGCCUAGUAAUGUCAUUAUAUUCAAUCUGUUGCAAAAUAUUCUAAGUACUAAAGUGAUUAAAGUGUUUUCUGUUCAUACUUUGUCAAAACACUCAUAUGAAAUUGAUGACAAAACCACAAUUGCCGAAUUAAAAUUGUGGUUGAGUAGAGACACAGCCAUUCCUGUGCCAGAACAAAUUUUGUUGUCUCAGGCCACAUACUCAUACAUCAAUAAUGAUGACCUUGCAGCAAAGUACUGGAAUGACAGCUGUAACACAAUGUUGUACCUCUACAAUAACUCACAGUUUUUCAAGGAUCACUUGGAGCCGGUGGUGCCUAAAGCUGUCCAGAGAUGUCUUGAACAUCCAAAGGCUUUAUAUAACUUCAAAAAUAGUCAAACACUGUACAAGAAUGCACUGUACUUUGUUAUGUCUCAGAUGGAAAUUUACGAUUCACUGAUCCAAGGACUAUUUACUAGAGGAGAAGCAUUAAAACAUGAAAGCAAGAAUCUAAUGCUUCAACACAAUGUAGUUGACAAAAAAAUUGGGAAACUUGUUGCUCAAGAAGAAGUUGUCUCUAAAAUGACAGAAAUUGGCAAAAAGCAUAUUCAAAACAUAAAAGACUCUGGUGUGGGUACAAAUUACCUGGGUGGCUUUGAGAAGAUCUUUAAUGAUACUUAUGAUUUGUCAGAGAAGUUAACAAAAUUACAGACAGCUUGGAACCAACUCUCGGUACGGCUGCAGUCAGCUGCUAGGCGCAGCACAGAAGGUCUGUCCGCUGACCUCAACAACUUCAUUGCCAAAUACAACUAUCACACAUUGCUUACGAAUGCUAUGAAAGUUUAUGUAACAUACAAAAAGAGUGAGUUGUACAAUGAACAUAAAACUAAAGAGAAGCAAUGUCAUGACAUCAUGAAAGUCUGUUAUGAGUGCCUGAAAUUGAGAAGCAAAAUCAUUUCAGAAUUAAAAAAUCAACCUUUCCUUUUAAAACUCUUGGAUUUAAGUACUGAAUUUGCGAAAAUAUCUGAAAUAGUGACCAACGCUGCUGAUAAUACAGAAAAACUGUCUAAAGACUUAUUAGCAGUAACUGAUGAAAUGAAUAACUGCACAUGGUCUACUUUAAGUAUCCUGGCGAGUGAUGCAGACAACUUGGCUGAACUGCCAUAUAGUGUGGUCUCAUUCCAAAAAAGAGACUUCAAAAUUGGUGAAACUGUGUCUAACCACUGUAUCAAUGUAGCAAACAAAGCAGGCAACGACGACCAACUCAGGUCACUGAUAGAAGAGAGCUUGAAAUUGAGACAAAGUCACAUGAGUCUCUCUGCGAAACUGAAUUCACAGAAGCAACUAAUGACCAAAUCUACAUUUGACUUUAGCUUUUUGAAUGAAAAAUAGAUGUAUUCUUCUAAUAGAAAAUAAGUAAUAUUUACAAUUUUGAUUAAUUUUGUAGAUUACGCAAUAAAGUUUGUAGUAAUUAUGGAUAUUUAUACUGGUGCUAGUAAACUUGUAAAGAUGUGCCUUCAGUAACUUAACAAUUAAUCUAAGAUUAAUAAUAUUUUGUUGUACCUAUCUGUGAUUGUGAUGCAAUAUAGGUAGUACAUAAAAUUACGUAUUUUGGAAUUAACUUUUGUUUUAACUAUCUAUGUCCUAGGCUUAAGAUUUUUUUUACCUACAAUUAUUAUCUAGUCAUUUUAGUUUGUUGUUUGUUUUUAUUUUUAUAGAUAUAGUAGGGAUCUUUUUAUAAUCGUCCAUGGCCAUAUUCUUAUUCAUGAUCUUCCAAUAUUUUUAACUAAACAACAGAAACACUUGUUUUCGUGUUAAGUAUUUGUUAAAGACAUAAAUAAUUAUGAAUUUUGUUCAUUACAAAAUUGUGACAAU
Molecule: messenger RNA, 2934 nt
Organism: Pectinophora gossypiella (pink bollworm)
Lineage: Eukaryota; Metazoa; Arthropoda; Insecta; Lepidoptera; Gelechiidae
Gene: IKKbeta
Product: inhibitor of nuclear factor kappa-B kinase subunit beta
Exons: 1
Coding region: 133-2451 (772 amino acids)
Biological process (GO): peptidyl-serine phosphorylation; tumor necrosis factor-mediated signaling pathway; positive regulation of transcription by RNA polymerase II
Cellular component (GO): cytoplasm; IkappaB kinase complex
Molecular function (GO): ATP binding; IkappaB kinase activity
Source: RefSeq, a predicted model, not a curated record